AUGGCAACAGGAUUGUAUGAUCAAAGUGCCACCCAUUUGGAUGUGUGCCACAAUGUGCAUUACAAACAGAAGCGAACCAUGCUGCUUAGGCUCCUGCCAUUUGUGGUCUCCUGCACCAUCUAUUUCGUUCUUUUGCUCCCCGAGCCCAGCUUGAAGAGCGCUAUCAUAAAGUGCUUCCCCACGUUCUCCCUGGCGUUCUUUGUGGCCACUCAGUCCAAAAAUGGAGGUGUCUUCAAACCGUAUUCCCGGUGGAUUUUCCAUGGUCUCUUGUUCGCAUGUGUGGGAGAUGCCUGCUUGGUAUGGCCAGAGUUCUUCCUUGCAGGAAUGGGUGCCUUUGCCAUCUGCCACAUCUGCUACAUCGCAGCCUUUGGCCUGGCUCCCCUUCAACCUCUCACCUUCCUGGUCAUCCAGGGACUCGUGGCUGUGAGUUACGUGGUGAUCCUGCUGCCCUGUUUGUCAGGUUUCUACAUGUGGGCAGUGCUGUUUUAUUCAGGCCUCCUCGGCAUCAUGACCUGGCGUGCCCUGUCUUGCUCCAAAGGGUUGGCUUCAGCGGGCAGCUUGGUGUUCAUCGUGUCUGAUAUGUUGGUUGCCUACGACAAAUUCUGCACCUCCUAUCCUCUCGCCCGCAUCCUGUACAUGGGCACUUACUACCUCGCCCAAACCUUGAUUGCCCUCUCAAUAGAUUCUCCGAAAUUUUCCCCGAAGGAGAACUGAGUCUUGAAUUGGACUUCAGGAUUGUCCUUCAGCAUCAAAAGUUUGCUAGGCAUUCUGCCUCUCAGAUUCACACUUCUCAAGUUCAACUAACUUCUGGUUGGGUUGAAACUGCAGCUCCCAGGAUUCCCAUGGGCUAACAGCUGUGAGUAAUCGGCAGCAGCUAUAUCCAUAAUCCCCAGCCAGUAUGGACUUUGUGGAUUCUUAAGAAUUGUAGGCCUGUAUUCAUGGAAGACAUCACGUUGGAGGAAGCUCUGGACAGAUUCCUUUCAGAAGUUCAGGUUCUGAGUCCAGAUGGUUCUAAGAACAGCUGCUGUGUCCUCCACAUUUCCCAUCUUCAUUGUUAUUUCACAAUUUUCUUCCAGGAAGUGAUGAUGUCAAUAAUCUAAUAAUAAAAGGGCUAAUGACAAAAAGAAUUAUGAA
This is a messenger RNA of Ahaetulla prasina, 1134 nucleotides long. It is a transcript of the gene TMEM86B, whose product is annotated as transmembrane protein 86B. Bases 1 to 714 code for a protein of 237 amino acids. The transcript has 3 exons. Lineage: Eukaryota; Metazoa; Chordata; Lepidosauria; Squamata; Colubridae. The record is from RefSeq and is a predicted model, not a curated record. Gene Ontology annotation, cellular component: membrane.